AUGCUUUUUAUUGCAGGAGAAAAGUCAAAAGGGGUACUGAUCAAUGUGGAGAGCAAAAUAAUCCAACGCCAGUACGUGGUUGGUCAGCUCCACCGCUACGCCGCUGUUUUUAAUCCUGCCAAUCAUUUAAUCCUCGCGAAUGAGGCAAGGGGAUGCUCACUUUUUCUCUCUUCCGCCAGCCAGCAGCCGGUGCUGCGGAGUUUCACCCCUUCUCCGAUAACCAGUUGUGCCGUGACCUCCUGUGGGACGUUUAUGAUAGCGGGGAAUGCGCUUGGCAGUCUUUUUUCAUGGAGCCUGAUUAGUGGACAGCUUUUGAAGAAUUUUAAAGCGCACAUCCGAAAGGUCAACUGCAUCGCGAUCUCGUCCAACAACACCUUGGUGGUGACGGCUUCUGAGGAUUCGAUGUGCAAGGUGUGGGCGCUCUCCUCCUUGCUGGCGGGGGCGACGACGGAGAUGCAGCCGGUGGUCUCCUUCUCCGGGCAUUCUCUUAGCGUGAACAGCUGUGUUUUCUUCCACCAUUGCGAGGCGAUUGUAAGCGGCUCGUCAGACUCCACGUGCCGGGUAUUUGAUGCGUUUUCGGGCGAGCAGCUGAGGCUUUUUAUGGUGGGGGAUGAGGUAACCUCGCUUGCCAUCAGCGACGACGAUCGGGACUUGGCGGUGGGCACUAGCCUAGGAUAUUUGCAUUUUAGCUCGUUUCACUCAGCCGAGGCGAACAAGAUGCUCCCUGUUAAACCUCAAUCCUCGCAUCCAAUGAGCCCUGCCGUGGUGUGCAAACCCAAAGAGGAUGGUCACCAUUCGCCUAUCAUUUAUUUGGGGUAUAACAGUAAGACGAGUUCAUCGUUGGUGCUCUCUGUGAGUGAAAACGGGGCGGUGAUGUGGUAUGAUUCGAAGUCUGGAUGUCUCUUCAAGGAGGUGAUGACUCCGAAAAAGUGGAAGAUCCACAGCUGCUGUUAUCUUGACGCGCCGCUAGAGCUCACCAAAAAAAAAACCUGUGUGGGGCUCAGCAAAAAUCCUCUAGACUCGAUAAAUACCAGUUAUUUGCUUUAUAAAGUGAAAGCAAAAGAACUCAACAAGUCGACUUCAGUGGAUGUGGAAGAAACACGUAAACGCCUUCGAGACACAACGAAUGCAGGUGAUCCCGAAUUGACAGAUAAAGGUCUUGGCUAUCACGAAGAGAAAGACGAGGAAGACGAGUUGUCCGAUUUGAUAAGUAAAAAUGAAGAACUAAACGAGUUAAGAAGAAAAAUGAUAGCAAAGGUCGAAAAGAUUAAGUUAUCCCAAAAAUAA
This is a messenger RNA of Phytomonas sp. Hart1, 1287 nucleotides long. NCBI's taxonomy places the organism in Eukaryota, Euglenozoa, Kinetoplastea, Trypanosomatida, Trypanosomatidae. The record is from the annotation of a GenBank genome assembly.